Molecule: messenger RNA, 1377 nt
Organism: Chaetomium fimeti
Lineage: Eukaryota; Fungi; Ascomycota; Sordariomycetes; Sordariales; Chaetomiaceae
Product: mitotic-spindle organizing gamma-tubulin ring associated-domain-containing protein
Exons: 3
Coding region: 489-896 (135 amino acids)
Biological process (GO): microtubule nucleation by interphase microtubule organizing center; gamma-tubulin complex localization; mitotic spindle assembly
Cellular component (GO): gamma-tubulin ring complex; mitotic spindle pole body; spindle
Source: RefSeq, a predicted model, not a curated record
AACUCGUACCAGUCCUAUGUACGAGUAGUAGAUUGCCAAGAUAGGUAAUGAACCAAGGCGGAUUGAAGUUGAAGUGGGGUUUUCAUCGCUAUCUGUUGUUCUCCUGACCUUUAUCUGAAAUUUUAUCGUCCCAUCUGUCCAACAAGUCUGUCGAGAAGGCGAGAGAAGUGUGCGGAUAACUGGUGGUCCAGCCCAGACCGGUCGGCCCAUCGCCUGCUGCUCGCUGCGCGAUGCUGCUGCGUGCCCGCCGCGCACCACCCGGGGGUGCAGGUAUGGUGGCCUCAGGCAUUGCCCGGGCUCAGCGAUCAGGCGUUUUGCAGGCCUGUCGUUCGUGCCUCGCCUUCACCCAGAGAGAGCAGGAAUAACAAUAACUAAUUUUUCUGCUGCAAGGCCCAUGCCCAGGCGCGCGAAGCCCCACCAAUUAAACAUGCAACGCGCAUCACAGGCGUUUCCAACAUCGCACUUCACUCAACCUCUCCCCAACUAAGAUGCCACCCACCGAUCGGGCCGAGAAGCAGGCGGCUGCUCAACAAGCAGUCAAUAUCCUGCACGAGAUUUCCACGAUCCUGAACUGCCAUCUUGACCGCCAGACACUCUCCAUCUGUAUCUCCAUGAUUGAGAAAGGAAUAAACCCCGAAGCCCUCGCGCACCCCCGGCAGUCUCAUCCACUUAUUCCUCUCUCAAGUCAUACUAACAACCCCCCCAGAACGUCGUCAAAGAACUGCGCAAGCAAGGUCAAGAAGGCCAGCUCGAGGCAGCGGCAGCGGCGGCGGCGUCAUCGACAGCAGUGCCAUCGCGUCGGAGAUGAGUUAAACCCUAUAUUGCCACCACUUUGGUCGGCCCGUAUCAGGGUCAGGAGGACCACAACAGGCCCAGCAACCAGGUCUACCGAGUGAUACAGCCCAGUUGGGAUCAAGAAGGAAGAUUCUGGGGUCUAGCGGCGCUACUUGUUGCUUGCUGUACAUGCCAUACACGCCACGCUUGUAAUGCCGGGAAAGAAGAGCUCUUAAACCGCCAUUCAUGGGGGGAAAUCGAGGGUGAGAGCUAUCCUUACUUGUGCCCUCUCAGGACGACGUAUCGGGCCUCCGUCGGGGGGACAAGACCAUCGGUCGGGUCAAGAUCAACAAACUAGAUCAUACAUAGGAGACAGACACAUGGACAGGGGAGGAGGCACCGUGUAAGCACGAAAUGGCAAAAGCCACCACUCGGCCAUCCAAUGAAGACCCCUCUCGGCUGGCAUGGGCUGGCCCCGAAACUCAAAUGCUGAAACUGGGCGGCUGCGGCCAUGAUGUCGCCAGAAAUGUCAACCUGUCCAUCAUUAACAAUUCAUCCAAAGUCUCAUGUUUGUCUCCGUCGCAUUGCCGGGAGCUCGUCAGG